Molecule: messenger RNA, 1901 nt
Organism: Acipenser ruthenus (sterlet)
Lineage: Eukaryota; Metazoa; Chordata; Actinopteri; Acipenseriformes; Acipenseridae
Gene: hibch
Product: 3-hydroxyisobutyryl-CoA hydrolase
Exons: 14
Coding region: 191-1339 (382 amino acids)
Biological process (GO): L-valine catabolic process
Cellular component (GO): mitochondrion
Molecular function (GO): 3-hydroxyisobutyryl-CoA hydrolase activity
Source: RefSeq, a predicted model, not a curated record
AAACUCUCUGGUCUUCUGCAGCGCUGAAACGUCACUUACACACCCCCUUUUACGAAUGGUUGUGUGAAAAUAGGGUGUCUUUGGUGAAAAGCUUGCUGGAGCGAGUGAGUAGUUGCUCAAAGAGAAAAGCAAAGCAAAGCAAUAGAACAACAACUAGGAUACAGUUAAGAUAUUAAAGUACCGCUCCGUAAUGUCUGUUACAGUUCUGCGUUCCAAUUUCAGGCAAAGGUCACUCUGCAGAUUACUUGCAGUACAGCAACAUCUGAUGUCUAGUCAGGCAGGGUCAGACAUACUGCUGGAGAGGUCUGGAUGUGCUGGGGUCAUUACCUUGAACAGACCAAAGGCGCUAAAUGCUCUGAACUUGUCUAUGAUCAGACAAAUAUAUCCACAGCUAAAGAAGUGGGAGAAGGACCCUGAAACUUCUAUUGUUAUCAUAAAAGGAACCGGAGGCAAAGCCUUUUGUGCCGGUGGAGAUAUCCGAGCUGUGACAGACGCAGGAAAAGUGGGAGACAGGCUAUCCCAAGACUUCUUCCGGGAAGAAUACAUUUUAAACAAUGCUAUUGGUACCUACCAGAAACCAUAUGUUGCCCUUAUUGAUGGAAUUACAAUGGGAGGUGGUGUCGGCCUGUCUGUACAUGGACGCUUCAGAGUUGCUACAGAAAAGACAAUGUUUGCCAUGCCGGAGACUGGAAUAGGCCUGUUUCCUGAUGUUGGAGGAGGCUACUUCCUUCCCAGACUCCAAGGAAAGCUUGGCCUCUUCUUAGCACUCACCGGCUUUCGGAUCAAAGGAAGGGAUGUUCAACAAGCAGGAGUCGCCAGCCACUUUGUGGACUCAGAAAAGCUGCCUUCCCUAGAGAAAGAUUUGGUGCAACUGAAGACUCCAUCCAACACAGAUGUGGCAGGUGUAUUAAAUUCGUAUCAAGCACAGAGCAAGCUUGAUGAUGGAAAGCCAUUCAUCCUAGCAGAGCACAUGGAUCAGAUCAAUAGACUGUUUGAAGCUAGCAGUGUCGAGGAUAUUAUGCAGAAAUUGAACGAGGACGGCUCAUCAUUUGCACUGAAGCAGUUAGAGACUCUUAAAAAGAUGUCUCCUACAUCUCUGAAGAUUACUUUCAGGCAACUGCAAAAUGGAGCCUCCAUGAGCCUGCAAGAGGUCCUAGUUAUGGAGUAUAGGCUUAGCCAAGCAUGCAUGAGGGGUCAUGAUUUCUAUGAAGGAGUGAGGGCAGUGCUCAUUGACCGAGACCAGAGCCCGAAGUGGAAGCCGGGAGUAGUGGAGGAGGUGACUGAGGAUUUGGUGGAUGGCUGUUUCAAGUCCCUUGGAAGCAAUGACCUGAAGCUGUGAUUCUUUCAUCCAGAUGGGAGUACACACUGGGAGCUCUGCAUUAAGCAUCCACAGUUCCCUUGAUUACCCUUCUCCCAUGAACAGAAGCAUUAACAGAUGUAUACCAUCACCAAGCAUUUAAGAGCCAUUUGAAAUUGUCAUUGCGGAUGUAGGGCUAUAUUUUCAAAGCGCUUUCUCCGGCCUUUAGAACGCAUAUUUUUUUAAAGAGUUAGAACACGUAGAAUCAGACCACUUAAGUUCUAUAUUUCUUAGCAUAUUUCAAGUCUUUAAUGUCUUUUGUUUUUCAUUUUGUAACAGUAACAUGUUUCUUUUUCUCCUUUAAAAAAAAAAAAAAAAGAGUCAAUUAAAUAAUGGAGGAAACACUUUGAAAAUAUGUCCAGUACAGUGGAAGACCGCAGCUAUGCAUCAGUGUAGUUCCCGGUGACGCCAAUUGAAGCAGUUGAGGAACAAAUAAAUUACUUUACAGCUUUAUUAUGUUUGUUAGCAGGGUCUGUGUACGUUCCCUAAAUGUACAGUAUGAACAAAUACAGCUGUUGGGUGUAAUAAACCACAUUCAUUUCAA